AGCAAGUGGUGUAAAGUGAGAUAGGUAUUAAUUAACUCCUUGUGAUAAAAGAUCUUUGUUUCUGUAACAAAGCUAACUAACUAAUUGCUCCACUUACAAUGGGCUACAGCCCGAACCAACGUAUACUUGAAACUGCCCAGUACGAGUUUCAAAAUCCCAGGUUCCACAGUCUUUAUGAGUGGAGAUUGCUACGAUCGUUUGGUCUAAAGCCAGAAGUCCGGAAAAGAUCGCGUAAUUGUCCACAUCAAUUUGUGGUGACUUCCCACGGAUUGCAGGCAACAAAAGACACUGAAGGCAAGCUCACAUGCAGUGAAGCUCUCCCACUUGUCAAUCUCAUCCAGGCUCAGUUACUGCACACAUCCUUGAGACAUAAUAAUACGAUUUUCCCAGUUCUCAUGGCGUCAUUCAUGGGUGCCAGAUUACGCUUCAUUGAAGCUUAUUCUGAUGGCAGUGAGCAUCCGUACAUCCGUAUGAGCAGGUUGAUUGAUUACUUCAAGUUCAACCAUGGACUUGAUGCUUCGCUGGUUUUUGAACAGCUCUGUUGGAAAGACAAUGGACUCUCCAAACAUCAGCCAUUGUCAACGCGAGGGGCUGUGCAUACCUAG
This is a messenger RNA of Blastomyces dermatitidis ER-3, 605 nucleotides long. RefSeq lists its product as uncharacterized. The record is from RefSeq and is a predicted model, not a curated record. The coding region runs from base 99 to 605 and encodes 168 amino acids. The transcript is spliced from 2 exons. NCBI's taxonomy places the organism in Eukaryota, Fungi, Ascomycota, Eurotiomycetes, Onygenales, Ajellomycetaceae.